AUAGAGGAAUGCAGCAUGAGGCGGGCUGUUUGGCUCUUCACACUUGCGACUCUGCUUCGAGAAUCAGUGCAGGGGCCACACCAGCGCUUCCUUCUCAAGGAGCUGUUGAGGGACUACAACCCCAUGGAGCGACCCGUGGCCAACGACUCCCACGCUCUCACAGUCCAGUUCUCCUUCAUUCUGAUUCAAGUCAUGGAUGUGGAUGAAAAGAACCAGAUUCUGACCACGAACGCCUGGCUGCAGAUGCAGUGGCAUGACCACUACCUGCAGUGGAACCAGUCAGAGUAUCCUGGAGUGAAGAACCUGCGUUUCAGCCCCGACCAGGUUUGGACCCCUGACAUAUUGUUGUACAACAGCGCUCACGAUAAGUUUGACGCCACCUUCAAGACCAACGUGCUGGUCAACUCCAGUGGCUUCUGUGAGUUUCUGCCUCCAGGAAUAUUUGUCAGCACAUGUAACGUGGACGUGAGAUGGUUUCCAUUUGACAUCCAGCGAUGUGAGCUGAAGUUUGGCUCGUGGACUUUUGACGGCUGGCUGAUGGACAUCCAGAUGAAGGAGGCCGACGUGUCAGGGUACAUGUCCAAUGGAGAGUGGGAUCUGAUGGAGGUCCCUGGAGGUCGCCACGAGGUUUUCUACGACUGCUGCGCAGAGCCGUACCCUGACGUUACGUUCGUGGUGACGUUACGACGGAGAACGUUGUUCUACGCUCUCAACCUGCUGAUUCCGUGCGUGCUCCUCUCCUCCAUGACCCUGCUGGUCUUCCUGCUGCCGGCUAACUCCGGGGAGAAGAUCAGCCUCGGCAUCACUGUUCUGCUGUCUCUAACGGUCUUCAUGCUGAUGGUUGCAGAGAUUAUGCCCGCCACUUCCGAUUCAGUACCCCUGAUUGGCCAGUACUUUGCCAGCACCAUGGUGAUUGUUGGGAUGUCAGUGGUGGCCACAGUCAUCGUCCUCCAGUUCCAUCACCACAGUCUGAACAAUGGACACAUGCCACGUUGGGUGCACUUGGUUCUGCUGCAGUGGGUUCCUUGGUUUCUGCGUAUGAAGCGUCCAGGCGAGGGAGCGGAGCCAAAUCUCUCAAACUGCCAAGCAGACUCUCGCAGCAAGACGUUGUCCUCUCCUACCACCACAACCACCACCACCAUCCCCACUCCAGCCCCAUCUGUCCUCCCACAGAGCCUCAACUCUCUGCAGGCGAGCCUGGCCCAGCUCAGCCACCCACUCCGACCAAAUUUCCACACCAAUACCCUUCCUAACACGAGCCACAGAGACCCCAACCCCAAUCCACACCUGCAGCCUAAUGGCCACCUGCCUUACAUGGGCUUUCAGACCUUCCAGACCACUGCAGAACUGGAACCAGCCCAGAGGUGCAGAACCACCAGCCAUGGGAGGAACACCAGAGGAGAGGGAGAGGAAGGGGCAGCAGUGGGAGGAACAAGUGGAGAUUUACCAGCACAACAACACCUCCAACCUUCAAAGUUUGGGAUGCCCCCAUUGGAAACUCUUGCAUCCCCUGACCCUGAUCCCUCCACUGCAGCCCCCUGUGGUGUAGAGCCGGAGGGAGGGAGAUCAGCACCUCUGCACGCCCAGAGCGGGCUCAUUCGAUCUGUAGCAGUGGACAACCAGCUGCAGGCUCUCCUGGUGGAGGUGCAGUUCUUGGUGGAGCGUGUUCGCGAGCAGGACCGUCAGCUGAGCGUGGCGGAGCAGUGGCAGUUCGCUGCAGCCGUCAUCGACCGCCUGUGCCUGGUUGGGUUCAGCGUCUUCAACAUCAUCUGCACCAUCGCUAUCCUCAUGGCUGCACCCAACUUUGGAGUGGCCCUGUCCAAAGACUUCCUCUGAAAGGUUUUAGAAAGAGGUGGUGGCAUUAAAUCUGA
Messenger RNA from Nematolebias whitei (Rio pearlfish), 1871 nucleotides. Its product is annotated as neuronal acetylcholine receptor subunit alpha-7-like. Gene Ontology annotation, biological process: monoatomic ion transmembrane transport; signal transduction; regulation of membrane potential. NCBI's taxonomy places the organism in Eukaryota, Metazoa, Chordata, Actinopteri, Cyprinodontiformes, Rivulidae. The transcript is spliced from 10 exons. Gene Ontology annotation, cellular component: neuron projection; postsynaptic membrane; synapse. The record is from RefSeq and is a predicted model, not a curated record. Gene Ontology annotation, molecular function: acetylcholine-gated monoatomic cation-selective channel activity; transmembrane signaling receptor activity. The coding region runs from base 16 to 1836 and encodes 606 amino acids.